CUUUAUUCACCCUACAGCUGCCUUUCCACGACCUUUCCAGAUAAUACGGACUUAGGUUUCGCACACCGGAGAGUAGUUUCUUUUCCAUUCCCCUCUCAUUUGAUGCUUCAGCAGUAACGAAAAUGCCAUGUCGAAUCUGUCACGAUCUCACAGUAGAAUCCCCAUCCGACGUGCUCCGCCUUGACAAUAUUUUAUUUACAGGGCUGCAAAGUUCCGUCUUGCUUGGCUGUCAGGCCUGUUUCUUAAUCGAAAGUGGUAUUAAUUCGUUCAAACAUGUAGCCAAUAUCGUGGACCUGGACAUCUCGUCUUCGGUUGAGAGGCAUCAGGAGGAGAGACUCGGAGAACGAUUGCUAUUGCGUGUCACAACAAGAGAUAUCAAUGGUGAUGACACAAACCUGGAAUUCUAUAGUACAGAUGUUAGAAUAACUCAUCGUUGGCCGCUCAUCCCCAUAGCUUCCCAUAUCUCUACCGACUCCUCUUCACCCGGAUGUCUCCAUCAAGCUCGGAAGUGGCUGGACCAUUGCAUUCAGAACCACGGUCUCCAACUGUGUCGAUCAGGGACCAGGUCCAAACUCCCUACCCGGGUCAUUAAAGUCGGCGACGCUUCUACCCGUCCUUACUUGCACGAAUCAGCUCCUGGGGAAACUGGCUGUUACGCGACUCUUAGUUACUGCUGGGGAGCGGCAAGAACAUUUAUCACGACGAUUUCCUCGUAUUCCCAAAGAAAGACGGGAUUUUCCAUCGAAGAACUCCCCAAAACAUGUCACGAUGCCGUCCUCGUCGCCCGAGCUUUAUCGAUUCCUAAUCUUUGGAUCGACUCCUUAUGUAUCCUCCAAGAUUCCACCCCGGAUUGGGAGUUUGAAGCUGCGAACAUGUGUGAUAUAUAUGAGAAUGCAUUGGUCACGUUUGCCGCCGUGGAUUCGCCGAGCAGUGAUAGUGGGUUGUUCAC
This is a messenger RNA of Eremomyces bilateralis CBS 781.70, 949 nucleotides long. RefSeq lists its product as uncharacterized. The transcript is spliced from 2 exons. The annotation marks the transcript as partial. Lineage: Eukaryota; Fungi; Ascomycota; Dothideomycetes; Eremomycetales; Eremomycetaceae. The record is from RefSeq and is a predicted model, not a curated record.